Molecule: messenger RNA, 852 nt
Organism: Entrophospora sp. SA101
Lineage: Eukaryota; Fungi; Glomeromycota; Glomeromycetes; Entrophosporales; Entrophosporaceae
Source: the annotation of a GenBank genome assembly
AUGAAUCAUGCAGCUUUGACAUUAUGGAAUUGGUAUUCAAUCUCUCCUGAUGAAGAACCAACCAGCAAUCUUUCUACGCUAAUUACUUUUACAAAUACUAUGGAACAAUCUUGGUUUUACCUUGUUACAAUUGUUAUUGAAUGUUUUGGCGGGAAAGCUCUCACUGCAAUUAUUUCUGCAGCAAUUCAAUCUGCUCAUGAUAAAAACAAUAAACAACUGAUUGAAUCUUUAAAAAUUAUUAGUUCAACCAUUGAUGAAAUUACCAAAGUUCUUCUUCAGAUUUAUGAAAAACGUGUGGAUGGAUGUGAUGAAAAUGGAAAUCCUAUUAUCGCCAGUAUGGUGGUGGAACCAAUUACAAACAAUAUUAGCAAUUAUAAGUAUUCUCAUGAGUCAUCUAAUGAAAACCUCAGUAACAACUAUAAUAAUACAAGCAAAAAAAGGCAGAGUAUACAACAGCAGCAGCAUCAACAACCUUAUAUUUACAAGAUUCAUCAAAAAAUUCCUGGAAAUCAUCAAAUAUUCCUUGAGGAUUUGACAAAAGCUGCAAUCAUACAUGAUUAUAUUACAUCAUGUAUUGAAUGUGAUGAUAACAUGGAAAUAAAUGGUAAAUUAGACACACGUAAUAAAAGUUCAAAGGUGAAGCUAGAUUCUAAUAAUAAAGAUGUUACCAAUGGUGCUGUCACUAGUGGUUCGAUUAUAAAUGGCACUAUUUAUAACGUUAGAGACACUGAUGGAAUUGAUUUAAUGCCUUUUUUGAAACAGAUGAGAGAAGAAACUAAAUCUAAAGAGAUUAAAAAUUUAAAGGAUCAUCUGAUUUCAAACAAAAAAAAAUCACUAGAACUUUUCUUUUAA